Molecule: messenger RNA, 938 nt
Organism: Brassica oleracea var. oleracea
Lineage: Eukaryota; Viridiplantae; Streptophyta; Magnoliopsida; Brassicales; Brassicaceae
Product: fasciclin-like arabinogalactan protein 12
Exons: 1
Coding region: 70-816 (248 amino acids)
Source: RefSeq, a predicted model, not a curated record
ACUUCCUAUAAACUUGUAUCUCACCCAAACAAAAAACAUCAACACACACACGCACACAGAUCCACCACCAUGGAGCAUUCUCCCUUCCUCCUCCUCCUCUCCACCGUCCUCCUCCUCCUCACAGCCACUCCCGGCACCCAUUCUCAGCCAGCCGCCGCUCCAGCUCCACCAGGACCCACAAACGUCACCAAAAUCCUCGAAAAAGCAGGCCAGUUCACAGUCUUCAUCCGACUACUCAAAUCAACCGGCGUUGCUAACCAACUCUACGGCCAGCUCAACAACUCCGACAACGGAAUCACCAUCUUCGCACCGAGCGACUCCUCCUUCUCAAGUCUCAAAGCCGGAACCCUAAACUCCUUAUCGGACGAGCAACAAGUGGAGCUAAUUCAGUUUCAUGUCGUACCAAGUUAUGUCUCUUCCUCAAACUUCCAAACCAUCAGUAACCCUCUCCGGACUCAGGCCGGUGACUCCGCCGAGGGACAUUUCCCUCUCAACAUCACGACCAGUGGCAAUACCGUAAAUAUCACCUCCGGUGUAACCAACACCACCGUCUCCGGAAAUGUCUACAGCGAUGGACAGCUAGCUGUUUAUCAGGUUGAUAAGGUUUUGCUUCCUCAACAAGUUUUCGACCCUCGUCCCCCUGCGCCGGCUCCAGCUCCGACGGUAUCAAAGUCGAAGAAGAAGAAAGAUGAUGGUGAUAGUCCCGAUGAUGAUUCUCCGGCGGACGCUUCGUUUGCUUUGCGUGAAGUUGGUUCUGUUCGUAAUGCCGUGUCGUUUUGCGUCAUUAGUAUAUCGCUUGCAUGGUUUUAUUUGUGAUGAUAUGUUGUUCUAUUAUUACUCAUGCAUUUUUCUUCCUUGUGAUUUUGAAGUAUUAUUUCUCUGUUGUUUUUCAUGGAAACUACGUUUGAUUAACCAUAUUUGGUUUUUAUUUUGUUUCA